GGGCUGCUGCUGCUCGCUGCAGACAUCAUAUCGGUGUUGAUAUUUCCUUUGUCGUUUUACAAACACCACACCACACACAUUGUCAGGGUUAGUUGGGUUGGGUGAUUGGGCGGAGGUUGGAUGCGGAGGAGGAUUUGUUGGUAUUUAUCGAUCUUACUGUCCUUUAUUAUCACUCGACAUAUCUAUCACCUCACCACGCACACAACUCACCCUACAUGUCGUUUGUCAUUGUGCACAUACCCACUACUGCCUUCAUUUCCCAGAGAGAGAACUCGGCCAGAGCGUCAUCGUCAAUUAUCACCAUCGCUGCUCCAGUCAAGUCCUCGUGUGCUGCACUAUCUCUGGAGCUCUUUCGUCGUCUAUUUGUCAUUUUUGAUCGCGCUGCCUGUAAACUUGCCUCUUUCUCCGUUCUUGUAUCACCAACCGUUUUGCGAGCCUGUCUUGUUUUACCUUUUCACCGCGCUGGAUACCGUGGUUAAUUAUUCACCAACAUAUCAAUACAAUGCAGUCAAUCCGACACUUAACUCGGUUCUCAUCUUUCACAAUACAAAUGAAGCAGUUGGCUGUCUCUUCCGCAAAACUACUUGUACAUUACAUACACCGCGCGGCUCGUGCGCGGUAACGAACAGAAAGAGAAAAACAAAUGAUCACCACAAGGUCCUCUUUCCGUCCACAGUAUCCCGUAUCUCCAUACUAUGUAACAAGCCAUGCCACCAGCGCCCUUGAAGACGAUCCGUUGUCUCACUUUUCAAGAGAUCCUCUUGCCUAUUCCAGCCAUGAGGAUCGAGCCCAUGGAGGAGCGAAGUGGGGUUCGGGGGGCGUGCUCGUGACGCUUUGUGACUUGGGGAGCACGGCUCAGCGCAGCAGCCAUGCUCGGUGGGUUAUCCGAGACAUGGAGACUUGGGGGAC
Chaetomium fimeti is the source of this 909-nucleotide messenger RNA. RefSeq lists its product as uncharacterized. The record is from RefSeq and is a predicted model, not a curated record. The transcript has a single exon. NCBI's taxonomy places the organism in Eukaryota, Fungi, Ascomycota, Sordariomycetes, Sordariales, Chaetomiaceae. Bases 121 to 726 code for a protein of 201 amino acids.